Molecule: messenger RNA, 1350 nt
Organism: Prunus mume (Japanese apricot)
Lineage: Eukaryota; Viridiplantae; Streptophyta; Magnoliopsida; Rosales; Rosaceae
Source: RefSeq, a predicted model, not a curated record
GACCUUACAACUUUGUGUAUGGCCAAAACUGAACUAGUGUAUUCAGGAACGGCCACAUAGACAUAGCCAGGAACACAGAACAGAAGAAGCUGACUGGCUGAGGCUCCACCCCCUCACCGCUGUUUUUAUAACGUGCUUUCCAACAGUUAAAAACUACUACUCACAACUGUCGCCAAAAACCCACGCUUUCCCAUUUCUUUGCGUUCUGUGAGGUAUCUGAGAAAGGAGAGCCAGGGAGAAAGAUGUGGUUCUUUAGAAGAAAAGGGCCAUCUGGGUUCUCAUCCUCUUCAACGGCAGAAGAAGUUACUCAAGGGAUUGAUGCCAGUGGUCUCACUGCCAUUGUUACAGGAGCAUCCAGUGGUAUUGGCACCGAAACUACACGCGUUCUUGCACUGCGUGGUGCCCAUGUGAUUAUGGGAGUGAGGAAUAUGGCUGCUGGUAAAGAUGUGAAAGAAGCAAUAGUUAAGGAAAUCCCCACUGCCAAAAUUGAUGCCAUUGAAUUGGAUCUCAGUUCAUUAUCAUCUGUGAGGAAAUUUGCCUCAGAGUUUAAUUCCUCUGGUCGUCCUCUAAACAUUCUAAUUAACAAUGCAGGAAUUAUGGCCACCCCUUUCAUGCUUUCGAAAGACAACAUAGAACUUCAGUUUGCCACAAACCACGUAGGUCAUUUUCUUUUGACCAAUCUUUUAUUAGAUACUAUGAAAAAAACAGCACGUAAAAGCAGCAAAGAAGGGAGAAUUGUAAAUGUGUCCUCAGAAGCUCACCGGUAUCCAUAUCGGGAAGGAAUCCGUUUUGAUAAAAUUAACGACCCAUCAGGGUACAGCAGUUUUGCUGCAUACGGUCAAUCCAAGCUUGCUAACAUUUUGCACGCUAAUGAGCUUGCAAAACGUUUAAAGGAAGAUGGAGCAGAUAUAACUGCAAACUCACUUCACCCUGGUGCAGUUGUUACGAAUCUUUUCCGUCACAACAGCACCAUUAAUGGUAAGCCCUUCACUUUAGCACGAAAACUACAUGAAAAAAAGAGAGGAAACUUUGACGAGGGAGCAGCAACAACAUGCUACGUAGCACUGCAUCCACAAGUGAAGGGGGUAACAGGUGAAUAUUUUUCAGACAGUAACCUAGCCAAGCCAAGGCCACAAGGUCAAGACGCGGACUUGGCGAAGAAACUCUGGGAUUUCAGCAUGGAUUUGGUGAAAUGAUUUUCUGGAAACUCAUCACAUAAUACUGUAAUUGCUAUAUAAACAUUCACAUAAUGCACAUUGGAUAUUCCCUUCAAACGACAGAUUUGUUUGUCGUUUGACAUCUUGUAUUAACUUCAAAAAUUUCAUCUUUCAAUAUACUCAUACCCUAAAA